GCGUGGAAAGAAGCAGCAGUUGCCUGCCUGGAAGUUUUCUCGGGUUUUCCGCUUAAAAACGUUCGUGGGCGUGAAAAUCCUUUGGGAAAAACGGUAUAUUGGCAAGCUAAGUACAUUUAGCUGACGUACACAUCAUAAAAAGAAAGUUUAAGGUCCAGAAUCGGGCGUCAACAUGUCGGAAAGAUCGAAAGGUGACGUGUCUCGUAUAAACAACAACGCAAACCCGAGCAACUCGACGCGUGUUGUGAAAAACCCGCUCCUGAGCGCCUCCGUGACCGGGUUGAGCUUCGAUGACUUCCCCAACAAGCCCCAGCUCCUGCCCGCCGCUCCACCCGUGGUCCAUGCCCCGCCCCCAGCGCCGGCGCCCGUUCUAAUCGCUGGCAUCUUGAACCGCGAACCCAAAUCGUUAGUUACUGUGGGUCAGCCAUCGAGCAUUGACGACAGCGAAGCUCUUGACGAGAUUAACUUAAAUACCAGCAGCGAGGACUCGGCUGGAGCGGCAGGAUCGAGCCCCUACCACGGAGCAAGUGAUCCCAACGCCAAUCCUCUGUUGGAACCACCGCCGGGAGCUGGAAACGAUUCACUGCUUAGCCAGGCGGCUUCCUCGUUCACCGCCUUGCCCUCGGUGGCCUCGAACGUGUUUUCCUCCUUCUCGAAGCGCAUCUACGCCGCCGGCAGCAGGGAGCAAUCGGAGGAGCCGCGACUGGAUAUCCAGCCCACUUACAUUCAGCAGGCCAACUACGCUCCAGUAGCUCCGGUGCCCGCUCCCUUUUAUGCCGCUCCACCGCCAGCGGCGAACGAAGUGGUCGCUGCCCCCGAGCCGCCCAAGCUCUACGCUCCCACUGAGAUCCCAGCACCUAACGCAGGAGCACUCACUGCACCGCCGCCAACAGUGGGAAACCCCAAUACCUAUCGAUUCGCAGCCAAGAAGAAGCUCUACGCUCCCAUUCCCGGAUUCUCGGAUCCAACCGGUCAGCCUGGACAACAGCAGCCACAUCCGACAACUCAAGCGGCACUAACUCUACCCUUCCAGACACCCCCGUAUCCACCACAGCCGACGCCGGCAGUAGCUCCACCCUUUGACAUAUCAGCUCAGCCCGCUCCGCCGCCCGUAGAGGAACGCAAGUCCGGCGGAGGGCUCUUCUCCCUGACCAGUCUCGUGCCAACGGGCGUGCUUCAAAACAUCUCCGGGCUAGUGCAAUCCGCCACAGGACGAAGUAGCGAGCCAGUGAGCAGCUAUCCUAGCAAUCCUCCGCCAUCAACAGGAGGAUACUUUGACAUUUCAACGGUCUCAGAGCCAGCCGCUCCGUCGACAAACUUCUUUGGGGGUCCAACUCCGGCAGCACCGCAAAGCGGUAACUAUUUCGUGCCUGGAGCCGCUUCAUCUCAGGCCCCAGGCGAGGCAGCAGUAGCGCCUCCUCCAGCACCAGCAGGAGGUUUCUUUGCGCCACCAGGAGCAGCAUCAGUACCUCCUCAGGCUAUUUUCAACCCGGCAGCUCCUUCCCCAGCGGUUGGAGGUUUCUUUAAUCCCCCAGGAGAGCAACCUGCUGUUGCCGUUCCUGUUGCACCUGUGCCCUUGCUUAACCCGGCAGCACCACCAGCAUCUGCAGGAAGCUUCUUUAACCCAGGAACACCGUCAGUCGCAGCACAAGCUGUUCCCACAUUACCGGUAGCCGCCACAUCAGCCCCAAAUCUACCGCCAGCACCGACACCAGAAGCAGGUUUAUUCACACCUAGAGGUGUUCUGCCAACAGCAACUCCUCCCCCAGCCACUGGGUUCUUGCCUUCCAAUCCGAAUCCUUUGCCUGGUGCCCCGCCCGUGGCAGCUGUUCCUCCGCCAGCCGCUGGCCAGGCAUCUUAUCGCCUUCAAAAGGGAACGCGUCUGUACAAAAGCCCGUUGACAGCCCAGGAAACCGCUGCCUCAUCUGGCUACGCCGCUCCCUUGGCGCCCACAUCUGCUCCGGCUGCCAUCUUUAACCCAUUGGCAGCAGCUGCUGUUGCUCCGGCCGUUUUCAAUCCGUUGGGUCAGCAGGAGGUUCCACUCUUUGUUCCGAGUGCAGAUCAGAUUGCUCCACAGCCUGCUCUGCCUUCGGCUUUCUUGGCAAGUGCUGCUCCACCUCCAACAGCAGCUCCACCUGCACAAGCAGCUGCUCCACCUGCACAAGCAGCAGCUCCACCUACAGUAGCAGCAUCCAUUGUAAAUCCUUUCCUGGCAGCUGGAACUGCUAGUGUCCCACUUUUUGCUGCACCACCAACAUCCGCGGCCAUUCCCUUCUUUAUUCCAACCGAAACUAAAGAAGAAGUACCAACUGCAUUGAUCCAGAAGGAAUCACAGGUCCAAGAACCCAUAACUAAUCCAGGAAUUCCAUUCUUUGCACCAGCAUCUACGGGCAUUCCAUUCUUUAAUCCCGCAGAGAUUGCAACUGCUCCUAUUGUAAGUGGUCCUCCAACUGGACAGGGAUCAAACGAAGGAAUUACUUUAUUUGCACCACCUCCUCCGCCAGCAUCCGGAAAUCCACUUUACCAGGAGAAAACAACUGAAGAAGAGAAACCACCCAAGCAAUUGGAAAAUCAAGAAGGAUCCUUUUUUGCAACAAAAACAGUCCAAGAACCCACACAAAGUGUUUCCUUGUUUGCUGUUCCUCCAGCAGAGAAAGCUUCUCCACCCAACAACUCGCUGUUUGCACCACAGGAGGUACCAUUGUUUGCUCCUGAAGUUAUUGAACCUGUUGUAGAACCAGAUCAGGCUCCAUCGGCGCCCGUGGAAGUCGGAGAAGAUACACCUCUAUUUGUGCCCGUGCCAGCCGCCAGUGAAGCUGUGCCGCUGUAUCCACCACCAGCAACGGCCACUGAAUCCAACACUUCCAGUUCAUUCUUCGCUCCGUCUCCAGCAGUUUUCCCAAGGUCCAUCCCCAAUUCUGCAACUUUAGCUGAACCGUUCUUGAGCUCAGCUCAAGAGGAUUCGACUACCACCACUUCGUUGUUUACUGCUCCUCCAGUAGCUAUAUUCACACCAACCUCAAACACUCCGUCAGCAGAGGCAGUGGACGCUGCUGCAGCGAGUGACUUGCUAGGAUCCCCAGAGGCCGCCGCUACACCAAAUCUAUUCCAGAGUAGUUCCGAGACUCAAACUGUUUUCAGCCCAUUUGCGCAAACUGUAACCACACCGCAGAUCCAGAAGGCUGGCCAGGACUUGGUGCCACCUCCAAUAGGAUUUGUGGCGCCGCCAACUGAGGUCGGAGCACUUGCCCAGCCACCGCCGGCUCCCUCGCCGUUGCAGAACUUCUUUACCCCGGCAACAGGUGCCUCCGCAGACUUUAACUUCUUUGGAAGUCCUGCUCCCAGUAGCCUCUUUCCGGAGUUGCCCGUUCAACAGGGAGUUGUUGCACCGCCAGCCUUGGCCCAAGAGCCGCCUGUAGACCACCAGGACAUUGCGCCGGCUCCACUCGGAUUCGAUCAGCUACUAAACCCAUCCCAGCAAGCGACACAACAAACCGCACUUCCAAGUUCGAACGAAAAUUCAUAUCCAAAUUCAAGUGUCAACUCUUUUGCCGGCUUCUUUGGUGGCCCCGGUGCCCCCGAGCCCGCAGCAGUCCCUGCGCUUCCUGCAGAUCCUCACUGCGGUCCGGUCAACUUCUUUGACCAGGUGCCACAGCCACAGUUACAGAGCAGCCAACAGGCCAACGAAGAUCAACGCAUCCAGAACUUCUUCAACAAUCCGCCGCUGCAGGAUCAACCAGCCGCGCCAGGCGAACUUAAGUACGACAUCGUUCACAGUGGAUUGGCUGUGAAGCAGCUGCCAGAACGCUCGCAGACACCCGUAUCCAAUCUUGUGGAGCCGCCAUCGUCCGCCUGCUCUGAGUUCUCGACACUCGCACCAGCUGCGAACAUAUCCCCGGAUCGCCAUCAAUCAGGCGAGGAUCUGAUUCAACAGCAUCUCGGAGAGUUGCCCGAGGAGAUUCUCAGAGAGAUCAGAAUGGCCAAUGCCAACAGCAGCAGCAGCAGCGGCGAUAAGGGCCAGGUGGCUACCCCGCCGGUGACUAUAACUUACUCGCCAGUGGUGGCCCAUUGGUUCUACAAACGGAGCGUGGACACCAAGUUCAUUUGGACUCCAUUCAGCCACUAUGAUUCGGCCCUGCUAGAAACAAGCCUUAAUCAGGACGACUCCACAAUAAUAGUGCCCGUCGAGGGUGGCCGAUAUGACGUAAACAUCAAGGAACGCACCAAGACUCCCGUUUACUGGGAGGGCAAGGCCAUCGAGGUGCGUCGCUGCUCGUGGUUCUACAAGGGCGUGGACUCCAAGUAUGUGCCCUACACCGAGGACACGGCCGCCGUCCUGGAAUCGGAGUACAAGCGUUCGGCGGAGACAGGCGAGUGGCAUCAGAAGAUCCUGCUGGAGGGCGGCGAGCAGGUGGUCUUCCACGGACCCACCGUCAUCGUGCACUUCCUGCCGCAACAGAAUGCGGAGAGUGCCUGGGGUGGCAGUACGCAGGGCUCCAUGCGACCGCGGGUGGUCAAGCGGGAUCUAGAAGACUUCACCAUCGAACAGGGUGAAUCCCAGCGUGUGGAUCACUUGCUGUUCAUGGUUCAUGGCAUAGGGUCUGCUUGCGAUUUGAAAAUGCGAUCAGUGGAGGAAGUUGUGGACGAUUUCCGGGUAAUUGCCCAGCAGCUUGUAUCGUCGCACUACAAAAACUCCACAGACAUGGGACUGGUGGGUCGUGUCGAGGUUCUGCCCAUUUCCUGGCACGGCCACCUGCACUCCGAGGAGCUUGGCAUCGAUGAGAAACUCAAGUCCAUCACUUUGGAGUCGAUUCCGCGCCUGCGCAACUUCACCAAUGACACGCUGCUCGACGUGCUCUUCUACACGAGUCCUAAGUACUGCCAGAAGAUCAUGAACACGGUGGCCGAUGCCCUCAACGAUGUGUAUCUGAAGUACAGAAUGCGGCAUCCAGAAUUCAAUGGCGGCGUCUCUCUGGCGGGACACAGUCUGGGCUCCCUGAUCCUGUUCGAUCUGCUCUGCCAUCAGGAGCCCCUUAAGGAGAGCGAAGAGGAGAAUAAGGAGAAUCCCGACGACCAGCUUCCACAGAAGCUCAAUCAAAAGGUUCUGCUGCCUAGCAGCGAUCUGCAGCAACCCAAGCAGGUCAGCUACGCGAUGGGUGGUCCGGCGGGAACGGGUCAGCCCGUCAUCAAUUACACGCAGCUCAUAUUCCAUCCGAAGAAGUUCUUUGCCCUGGGCUCGCCCAUCGGUAUGUUUGUGACCAUCCGCGGCAUCGAUAAGCUGGGCCUGGACUUCCACCUGCCCACGUGUCCCGGCUUCUACAAUAUAUUCCAUCCCUUCGACCCGGUGGCCUAUCGCAUCGAGGCCCUGGUCAAUCCGGAUAUGAAUGGAAUACGGCCGGUGUUGAUACCCCAUCACAAGGGACGCAAGCGGAUGCACUUGGAGCUGAGGGAGACGAUGACGCGGGUGGGUGCGGACAUCAAGCAAAGGUUUAUGGACACAUUCAAGACCACGCUGGACAGUGUUAACUUUUUGGCCACCGUGACCAAGGUGAAAAAGGAAGCCGAGGAGUCACUGGAAAAGGAGACAAGUCAGACCUCCUCGCAGGCUGUGCAUAAACACCAGGAAGAUCAGGAUGAGAGCUCGGUGGCCAGCUCAUCCUGCAAACUACGUAAUCGCACAGAUUCCAACUCCACCACAGCCUCCGAUCCGGAAUUCAUAGAGCUCGACUUUCCGCUGGGCAAGCUGAACGACUCAAAGCGAGUGGACUAUGUCCUGCAGGAAGCGCCUCUGGAGUUUAUCAACGAAUACAUUUUCGCCCUAAGCAGCCAUGUUUGCUACUGGGGCUCUGAGGACACCAUCCUGUUCGUGAUGAAGGAAAUCUACGCCAGCCUGGGCAUUAGCACCGACAGCCAGGUGCCGCAAUCCUCGAUGACCAUUGAACGACCAUCCCCGCACGACAGCCAGUCGCUCCUACCGAUGUGAGUCUCUGAAAACAGUAGACACUAGAGCGCUCUGUUGGAUCCACCGCCACUGGCAGCGACACACAACUAUGCAUAUUUUUAGCGACAAUUGAUUUAGAUACGUUAUUUGUUAGCCAAAUCAUACAAAUAAUUUUCCAUACGUGCAACUCUAACUUGGUUAAUGGUAUUAUCAAAGUACGACGUCUCCAUCGUUCAAGUGACUAACUAAUCUAAUCCGAAGUGAGCUCGUUUUCAUCGAGCUCUACGAAAAUUAACCUAUCUAUAUAUUUACCUGCUGGGCGCCAUAGCGUUCUAUUUGUUAUUUUUAUAAUAUAUAUUGCCUGUGUAAUUGACAUUGUAAAAUGUAUGCUUUUGAAAGUGUAUUGUCUGAAAACAAAAAUAAAUAAUAUAACAUAUA
Drosophila kikkawai is the source of this 6379-nucleotide messenger RNA. RefSeq names its product Phosphatidic Acid Phospholipase A1 (gene PAPLA1). Gene Ontology annotation, cellular component: COPII-coated ER to Golgi transport vesicle; cytoplasm. NCBI's taxonomy places the organism in Eukaryota, Metazoa, Arthropoda, Insecta, Diptera, Drosophilidae. The record is from RefSeq and is a predicted model, not a curated record. Gene Ontology annotation, molecular function: glycerophospholipase activity; metal ion binding.